Molecule: messenger RNA, 5836 nt
Organism: Mobula hypostoma (lesser devil ray)
Lineage: Eukaryota; Metazoa; Chordata; Chondrichthyes; Myliobatiformes; Myliobatidae
Product: protein ENL-like
Exons: 13
Coding region: 186-1964 (592 amino acids)
Biological process (GO): positive regulation of DNA-templated transcription
Cellular component (GO): transcription elongation factor complex
Molecular function (GO): chromatin binding
Source: RefSeq, a predicted model, not a curated record
UGUCAGUGUAACAAAUCGGCGGUGUUUCCGCUGUGGGAGAAGUCGACUCGAUACAAUGCGAGCGUGAAUUAGGAGGAGGUUGAGGGAGAGGCAGCGGUGCACAAGCAACGCCAUGGACAAUCAGUGCACCGUGCAGGUAAAACUGGAACUAGGCCAUCGAGCCCAGCUUCGGAAAAAGCCGACUAAUGAAGGAUUCACCCAUGACUGGAUGGUGUUUGUUAGAGGACCAGAGCAGAGCGAUAUUCAGCACUUUGUGGAAAAGGUGGUUUUCCGGUUGCACGAGAGUUUUCCGAAACCUAAACGGGAUCCAGCAGGGGCAGUAUGGUAGCGUAGUGGUUGGCACAGCACUUGUGCCAGUGAUGCGGGUGCAGUUCCUGCCGAUGCCUAUGAGGAGUUUGUACGUUCGCCCCGUGGCUGUGUGGGUUUCCUCCAGGUGCUCUGGUUUCUCCCCACACUCCAAAGACGUAACAGUUGUUUGUAAAGAGCCACCUUACAAAGUGGAGGAGUCUGGAUACGCUGGAUUUAUUUUGCCAAUCGAUGUAUAUUUCAAGAACAAGGAAGAACCGAAGAAAGUCUGUUUUACAUAUGAUUUAUUCCUAAACCUGGAAGGGAACCCACCCGUGAACCAUCUACGCUGUGAGAAACUCACUUUUAACAACCCAACCAAGGAAUUUCGACGCAAGCUUGUAAGGGCAGGAGGAGUUAUGGUGAUGCCUGAGGGAACUGACAUAAUCUUUAAACCAAGCCCAGACUACCCGAUGUUACCCACAAUUCCACUGUCUGCAUUCUCAGAUCCAAAGAAAAGCAAACCAUCUCAUGGCUCAAAGGACACAAAUAGAGAGAGCAGCAAAUCGUCAAAGCCUCACAAGGUCACAAAAGAGCACAAGGAACGGUCUACAAAAGACUCUGAAAGCAAGACGACUGUGAAGGAACCUGAGAAGGAUCACAGUAAAUCGUCCAAGGAGCUAUCGCGGAAAUCGGCAGAAAGCAAGAUUUCAAAGGAAGAGAAAGCUACUCCAAAGGCAACUUCUAAAGAACCAAAACCAGCCUUCAAGGAAUCUAAACUGGACAGCAUGUCACCCAAAGGCAGUGCGAACCUACAUCAAGAGUCAAAGCCAAGUAUUAAGAGACCCUCCAAUGUAGAUUCAAUGAAACUCAAUGUUAAAAAGCAAAAGAAAAAUACUUCAGAGACACCAAAAACUUUCCCCAGCGUCUCGCCGAGAAUUUCUUCUUCUUCUUACUCUGAAAAAAAGCAGUUGAAGGAAAAAGAGAAAGAAAAAGUGAACAUUAAAGUAGAGAAAGUUAAAUCUGAAAGUAGUGUGAAAGAAGUGAAAAAGCCCUUGGAUUCAGAUGAGUGUAAUUCAGAAGAUGAAGUGAUCUCCAAAUCUGAGUCUGUGCGCACUAGCCAGUCGAACACGACAUCAAGUUCAGACUCAAGUUCCGAAUCCGAUUAUCCACCUUCCCAAAACCACAGACAAGGGCCUCUGCGAUCCAUGGUGGAGGAAAUCCAGUCCGAAGGCACCGACGACGACAGCAGCUCCGAGGAGGAAAGGCCGUUAAAAAACAUGCCAGUCAGCAGAGAUCACAGGUUGAGCUUAAGUGAUGACAGUGGCAGUGAAAGCAGUGAGAAUUCCAAUGUCAAUGCCCCGGACCAGCCUUCAGUUCAAAAGCACAUAGCUGCCAGCAACAAGACAUCUGGCAGAAAAAGUCCUGAAAACUGUGAAAAACCGGACAAAUUAUUUAAAAAAGGAUUGCAAGACAAGUCGUACACAGAGGAACUGGUGGAACUUCACCGCAGGUUGAUGGCACUACGAGAACGCAACGUGUUGCAGCAGAUUGUAAACCUUAUUGAAGAAACAGGACAUUUCAAUGUUACAAACACAACUUUUGAUUUUGACCUUUUCUCAUUGGAUGAAAGCACCGUCCGCAAGCUGCAGAGUUACUUGGGGGCACCAGCAACAUGACAUGGGCUUUCAGAGCAGACUGUAGUACAUUGAAAUUUCAAUUAAGACAUUGGACUGCAAUCCCUCUAUGAUGGAAAGCACAGCCUCUGAGAUGAGAAAUGGCACUCGUACCGGAUAUUGAACACUUACCAUCUCAAACCUGUGGAGAUCAACUUAAAAUCUUCACUGCAUGGGAUUAGGAAAGUCAUUGUCAAAGCUUAAAAUUUAUUGCCAUUUAUCAGUUCCCAGAAACAUAACCAUUCUACUAGGUCAGAGGCAGAGUGAAUGGAAGGCCAGACUUUUCUCUUCCACGAAAUGUUUACCUUUUCAAACUAUCAGAAGAACACAGAAAUGUUUUUUUUUAAAGGAUCAUCCAAAUGGACACUUGUUUUAGUCUAGUAAACUUGUGUGAAAUUUUACCUGAAGACUUAUAGAAGUAAUGUAUAUAUCUGGAAAAGAACAAAUGAGCUUGCAUCUCUGAUGUGAACCGGAGAAUUCUGUGGUUUCUAAUAAAACGCCAAACAGUUUUACUGUGGAAAUAAAACUCCAUGAAACGCCCAGCAGAUUGCCGAACUCAGUGUGGUCUCAGGUCUCCGAACACCAUACCACUGCAUUGUAUAUUGUCUAAAGAAUAUAUAUUUUUGAACCCUUUGAGUAUUGACUAUCCUUUCCCACUUUCAAAUACGCAGUUUUUUAAAUCUACGUUAAUUUUGUACAGAUCAUUCACCCGAUGUGUCUUUUAUUCACUAUUGUAAGAGGAAAACAAAAAGUGAUUGUUUUCAUAAAAGGACGUUCAAACUGCCAUCUGUAAAAGUGAUCCCCUUGGCUUCAGCUAAACCAUUAGUUUUCUCUGUAGUCCCCUGUCACAUUCCCUUUGCUAUUGCUUUUUUGUCUGGUCAACAACAGCCUUUUACAAUUCAUUUUCAGUAUUGCUGAACUUUCCAUUAAAGAACAAAUAAAUAUGAAUUCUGAUCUCUGCUGGCCAUCCAAACCCAUGCAUAUCUACUGGGGUAUUUAAUCCCACUUAACUUUACAAUUUAUUAGACGUUAAUCUCGGACUAUAGUAAUCCAAUUUUAUAUCCUCAUUUUUAAAUGUGUUUCCUUGGUAAGAGUCCAGUCCAUUAACAACCUCCACGUGCAAGGAUGGUUGUGCAAAUUGUGACCAGAUCUUCGUCAGGCCAGAAUAUGUCAUUUUAAAACAGCAAGCUGAAUUCACCUCUAGUUCCUGUGAUUAAGUUGUCUUUUUGAAAUGGAGGCAUUGGGUGGAUUAAUGGCCUUGUUAAUCCUACUGUAGUUGUUUAUCGUCGUGGCAUACAUGGACAGUACAGUGACACAUUAGGUCAACACUAUUGUCUUGCAAUUCCAGUAACCUGGAUUCAAUCCUGGCCUCUGGUGCUCACUGUGUUCUUCCUGCCACUAUAUGGGUUUCCUCUCGCAUCCCAGAGAUGUUAAUUGGCUGUGUAAAUCACACCAAGUGCAGAAGGAGAAUCAGGGCAGAGUUGGUGGCCGUUUGAGAGCGAAUAGGUGAGAGGUAACAAGUGGGGCAACGUGGCAGAUGAGAAUCUCAAAGGGCUCCAAUGGACCAAAUGGUCUGCUUCCAUGUUGUAAGAAAAUGUGACUGAAUCCUUUUGCACAUAUGUUAGCAAAGAACGCGAUGAGCCAUUAGGAGGUUAGAGCCAUGACUGUGGUAAUUAAACUCUGUUUCAUAGAGGAUGGUGGAGAGGUUUGGUGAAGUUUUGGAGUGUCAGACUUUAGUGGCCAAUGGAGGAGUAAGUAAGUAUAAGAAUGUGCAAGAGGCUAAAGUUGGAGAAGCCCAGUUGUGUUGGUAAGUUGCAGGACAGGAGGUCAGGGAUCGUAUGAGAGAUCUGAGAGGGAUUUGAACAAAAGAUGAUGCGAGUUUUAAAAGUUAUGUGUUGCUUAUCUGGGGAUGUUCAUUAACAAGGCAAGAGCAGAAAUCACAGCUUGUUGGAUGGACUCCGAUUUUCAGACGAAGGGAAAUGGAAAGCUGGCUUGGAGGAUGGUGUACUGGUCAACUCUGAAUAUAACCAAUCGUGGUUGCGGCUGUUGUCAGUAGACAAAACGUAAAGCCAGAAUCAGUGUUAUGGAGAUCGAGAGUACAUGUGUGGUGAUGGUAGAAAGAUGUUAGACCACAAGACGAAAGAACAUUUGACCAUUUGGCCCAUUGAGCCUGCUCCCCCAUUUGAUCAUGGGUGAUCUAUUAUCCUUCUCAAUCCAGUUUCCCUGCCUUCUUCCUGUAACCUUUGAUGCCCUUACUAAUCAAGAACCUGUCAACCUUUAGUAUGUUAGGACAGCAUAGUGGUUAUCAUAAUGCUUUUGUAGUACCAGCGACCCGGGUUCAAUUCCCGCCCUUGCCUGUAGGGAGUUUGUACGUUCUCCCCGUGACCGUGGUGGGUUUCCCCUGGGUGCUCGGUUUCCUCCCACAGUUCAAAGACCUACCAGUUGGUAGGUUAAUUGGUCAUUGUAAGUAGUCCUAUGAUUUGGCUAGAAUUAAACUGGGGGAUUGCUGGGUAGCAUGGCACAAAAUAUAAAAAUAAGUUAAAUAUACCCUUUAGGCAGCAUCAGCAAAAGGCGGGGGGGGGGUGCGUGGGAGGAUGGUUGGAGGAGGAACUGUAGAUCAGGAAGAGAGGGAGAGCAGCUGGAGGAUUCAAUGUCCAUGUUAUUGGGUUGUAACACCUCUGAGGAGUAUGAGGUAUAGUGCCCCCCCACUUGCAUUCAUCCUCAGCAGGGAAUUGAGGAAGCCAAGGACAAGAUGGGUUAUUGUGGGAAAGGGGCGGGGAGUUAAAUUGGCAACUGGGAACUCUUAGAGAAGUAUUCCCCAGCCUGAGCCCAAUCCUAACGGAAAGUUCGGCUCAGCUAAAUACAUUACCAAUGGAAGUGGAUACCCCAAGGCAGAAAAUUUAUAGCAGGAGUUCAGAUGGCUUUGAUCUUUCCCAUGUUUGAUAUAGGAGGCAUAUGGAAACUAGAGAAAUAGGAGCCCAAGGCCAAAUUAUAAUGUCUGAGUGAGGUUGCAGAACUCUGUGACUGCCACUGGAUGCAUAGGUGUUAAACCAGGGGGAGAGCUGAGGGCAGCGGGGCGAUGUGGGUACGAACAGAGGGGACUGUAGACAGGUGCAGGAGGGGUAGGCAGAAUAGAUUCUCACUCAGAUGGGAUUCUGGUGCAUGUUAGUGAAAAGUUAGUCUGCAGAAAAGAUGCUGCAUGUGACAUCAGAUGCUGGUUUGAGGGGAGAGGGCAAGGAAAAGGGGAGGGGGGGAAUCACGGGCUCCAUGAGAAAGGUAAAUUUUUCCACUUACAGACGGGCCUUCCAGUUCGGAUUUGCAGGAUGUUGUCCUGGGAGGGAUGAAGGAUAGAUUGUCAGUUUAACGUGGUCUGGUUUCCACGUGAGUGAAACUCAAGAUUGGAGAAUCGGUGUGACUCACAAUAGGAAGAGCUGUUCAAAUUAUACAACUGGUGCAAUUUGAUCAAAGUCCGUCCAGGUUUAUGGAGUCGUUGAGAGGCACAGCAGGGAAACAGGCCAUUCAGUCCAUUGAGUCUGUUCUUGCCAUUAACCAUGUAAUUUUCUCCUCUGCACUUUCCUAUCAUCUCUCCUAGAUUCUACCACUUCCCUGCACGAGGGGCAAUUUACAGCAGUCAAUUCACCUCUUAUUCGGCACAUUUGUGGGACACAGCAGGAAACUGGAGCACCUGGAAGAAUCAGGCAGCCACAGCGAGCACCUGAGGUCAGGUUUGAACCCGGCCCUGUGCCACGGUGUGCCCCAUGGUCCUGUGGAGAGAAAACAGCACCAUAAAAUCUAAUUUUUAAAAAAGCUGUAGAUCAAUGUAGAAGGGGUGAUUGAUAAGUUCGUGGCCUAAGGUACAAGGAGUCAAUUUUAGA